Paraglomus occultum is the source of this 212-nucleotide messenger RNA. The record is from the annotation of a GenBank genome assembly. NCBI's taxonomy places the organism in Eukaryota, Fungi, Glomeromycota, Glomeromycetes, Paraglomerales, Paraglomeraceae.
AUGGACCACUCUGGAUUCAUUUUCUGGAUUGUAGAUGGUCAAGGAUGUAUUAGUAUGUUUUUAUGGAGUGAAAUGGAAGAAUGCCUGCAAUUUAUGGGAAAUAACAUAGUGGAAGGUUUCAAGAAAUACUUUGAAGGUCCGGAAAACAUGCCUGUCUGGGAGGAUGGGGCUUGGGUGCCGAAAAAAGAACUCAUUUAUCUUGGAAAGAAAAG